Messenger RNA from Lachancea nothofagi CBS 11611, 789 nucleotides. The record is from the annotation of a GenBank genome assembly. Lineage: Eukaryota; Fungi; Ascomycota; Saccharomycetes; Saccharomycetales; Saccharomycetaceae.
AUGGAAUUAAGACGCUCGUCCAGACGCAAACCGCUGGGUAAACCAGUGGACAAACCCACUGUCACCCCAUCGCAAGCCAAACUGGUUCCUCGCAAAGUGAAAAAGAUUCAGGGAACGCGGCCCUUGCAAAAAAAUGUCCCAGCGGCUAUACUUCGAAGGCCACCAUUUCGACCCAGUUCUGAACAAGCCGCAAGAAAAAGCAGCAACAAUUUAUUAAAACUAGUUGACUUCGAGAUCGUGCAAUCUUGCAACAAAAAGGUCUCUACCAUAGCCAAGGAUAGAAAUCAUCUCAAAGACUCCGCAUUGCACAAGUUAGCUCAACAAUUGCAUUCAUUUAUAGAGGCCGCGAAUGAGCUCAACUCGCAUGAAGUCACCAGCCACGCACAGUUGCUGGAACGUAUCAAAAAGGAGGUUGCCAACUCUGAGUCGAAAUCGUCAGCAGCACACGCUGAUCUUUUGUUUGCCAAGGUCCUGACGGACACUAAAAUCACAGAAGAACAAAGCCUCACUCUUUUGAGCAAAUGGCACGGUAUCGACAUGCAGGACGUGGCCGACAUCGCCUUUCUCCGUGAAAAACUCAAGCCGAAAGCAGAUCGCAAUGCUCGACAUCGUCUCGAAUUGCAAUGUGUAAACAAAAAGGUUAGCAAGUCGCUUCUACAGGAGCGAGAUAACUCGCUUGGGUGGCCCGAGAAAAAAAGAGGCUGCUUGCAUCCGCACCGACCGCAAAUAUUGACGAUACUUUUGCCAACGUUGCGCUUUUGUCCUGAUCAUGGGAUAAACUGUGUCUAA